AAGGUCACCAAUCCAGGGGAGCCUAGAGGAAGAGUGAGCAACAGUAUGUAGCAACAGUUCAAGGUAAUAACCAGGAGGUGUGGUACAAAAAGCUCCAGUCCUGCCCUGGGAAGCAGAAGACCAGCUCACAAGCUCUUUCGUCUGGAUUUGCACACGGCCAGCCUUCUCCAGGAUCACCUUGUAAUAGAAUCUGCCCCCAACCCACACCAGUGAUUUCUGGUUCCUAGUGAAGGUUUCUUGGAGCCAUAAACUAACUAUGACUGGGUGGAGCUGCCUCGUGACAGGAGCAGGAGGGUUUUUGGGACAAAGGAUCGUCCACUUACUGAUGGAGGAGAAGGAGCUGCAGGAGAUCAGAGCCCUGGACAAAGUCUUCAGGCCGAGAGUGAAGGAAGAAUUUUCUAGAUGUUUCCCAGACAGAUCCAGAAAGCCGUCUCAUGACCUGUCUGGUGUUCACGCAGAGCUCCAGAACAAGAUCAAGCUGAUAAUGCUGGAAGGAGACAUUCUGGAUGAGCAGUGCCUGAGGAGAGCUUGCCAGGGUGUCUCUGUUGUCAUUCACGCAGCCUCCAUCAUUGACGUCAUGAAUGUCAUCCCCAGGACGGUCAUCAUAAAUAUCAACCUGAAAGGUACCCAGCUCCUGUUGGAGGCCUGCAUCCAAGCGAGCGUGCCAGCCUUCAUCUACACCAGCAGCAUAGAGGUAGCGGGGCCCAACUCCUACAGGGAGGUCAUCCAGAAUGCCAGCGAAGAAGACAAUCAUGAAAAUGAAUGGUCCAGUCCCUACUCGUAUAGCAAAAAGCUUGCUGAGAAGGCCGUGCUGGAAGCUAAUGGGAGGGCUCUUAAGAAUGGUAACACCUUGUACACUUGUGCCCUAAGGCCUAUGUAUAUCUAUGGGGAAGGAAGUCCAUUCAUUUAUAGGUCUAUAGAAAAUGCCCUGAAGAGCAAUGGCAUCAUAUCAAAUGUUGGUUGGCUUUCCACAGUCAACCCAGUCUAUGUGGACAACGUAGCCUGGGCCCACAUUCUGGCCUCGAGGGCCCUGCUGGACCCCAAAAAGGCCUCAAGCAUCCAAGGGAAGUUUUACUACAUCUCAGAUGACACGCCUCACCAAAGCUAUGAUGACCUCAAUUACAACCUGAGCAAAGACUGGGGCCUCUCUGUUGACUCUGGACCAAGAAUGCCUCUGUGUGUGCUCUACUGGAUUGCCUUCCUGCUGGAAACUGUGAGCUUCCUACUGCGUCCAAUUUACAAAUAUCGACCCCCUAUCACCCGCCACGUGCUGACCUUGGCUAACAGUGUGUUUACUUUCUCCUACAAGAAAGCUGAGCGAGAACUAGGGUAUAAGCCACUCUUCAGCUGGGAGGAAGCCAAGCAGAGAACCUCAGAGUGGAUUGGUAGCCUGGUGAAAGAGUACGAGAAGAGCCUGAAGCCAAAGACUCAGUGAUGUGAGAAUAACAGGAAUGAGGAUGUGUGAGAUGUCUGACAAGCUCUCCCCUUCUGGAUUCCUAGAGAAAGUGACAUGGGCGCAAACUUAGGUGCUACUGCCUCCCUCUUCCCCAAUGGCCCACUGACUAUCUUCUAUUGCUACCAGAAAACUUCCCUGCCACUCACCCAGCCAGAAACAUCCGCCCUACCCAUCCACCAGAGGACUAGGCAAGGUUUGCAUCAGCUGCCUUUCCUCCCUUAAAUAAUAAAUCACGUAUCUUCUAUCUUAAAAACUCC
This is a messenger RNA of Tupaia belangeri chinensis (Chinese tree shrew), 1713 nucleotides long. RefSeq names its product 3 beta-hydroxysteroid dehydrogenase/Delta 5-->4-isomerase. The coding region runs from base 257 to 1435 and encodes 392 amino acids. Gene Ontology annotation, biological process: steroid biosynthetic process. Gene Ontology annotation, molecular function: oxidoreductase activity, acting on the CH-OH group of donors, NAD or NADP as acceptor. The record is from RefSeq and is a predicted model, not a curated record. NCBI's taxonomy places the organism in Eukaryota, Metazoa, Chordata, Mammalia, Scandentia, Tupaiidae. The transcript is spliced from 4 exons.